UGUCUCCACCCAGUCUUAGGGUGGAUUCCAUACCCACCCCUUAUCCUGCACUCCUUUCUCCACCCCUUAGACCCCCGCCCCUUACCCCCCUUUGUCUUGUCUGUUUAAAAAGAAGGGGGAUAGUUCACAUUGUUCAAAUUGAACAUCUACAGGUCAUCCAUCCCCUCCAAAGACAGAGAGAGAGAGAGAGAGAGAGAGAGAGACAGAGAGAGAGAGAGAGAGAGAGAGCACAAGUCACGUACAGACAUCGUUGCAAGACUGUAUCUGGAUUUCCUCUGUGCCUUGAUUCUCAAGAUCUAAAAUUGGUGCUUGAGGAAAGAAGAGAAGAGGAGCGCGCUGUUAUCUAUCAAAGAAGUCGCAUCAACAUGAGAUUCUUCCAUCCGCUCUUCAUCCUCUUGCUCCUACUCACGGUGCUGAUGCUCGUCUGCGCACAGAAACCAGAUUUUCUGAAUUUGCGGCGUAAAUACAGGAGACAUCACUGUCCACACAAGCGCUGCCUGCCUUUACACUCCAGAGUCCCUUUUCCCUGAGGUUAUCUGACGCUGUCCAUAAAAGCGAUGAAGGAUGAAUGUAUGUUUUGUGUCAAAACAUCUAAAGAGUGCUGGAGCAGACAAGUUGUACUUGAAGACAACCAAAGUCCAACUGCUUUUUCAGCAGAGCGAAUGACACACAACUAUGCAGUCAAGAAGUUCACACUCAGCUAGACGGCACCAAAUAUAAGGAUCUCUUUGGGAUCAUGUGACAAAGUUAUGAGAUAUUUGCGAGCCCAUUCUUGUGUUGGCUCAAACGCUGUAGAAAAGGAAAUGUAUAUGGAAAUUGAGUUUCUUUAUGUACAGUAUAUAUGCGAGUGAGUGAGUGUGCGUGUGCAGGACAGCAUUUAAAUCUUUUCAGGCAAUCACUGACUGGAACACAAGUAGUUUAACAAUAACUCCAAUCAUGUCCAACCACUGAAUAUCUAAAUCAUUGUAAAUAGCAUGAAAUGUGUUUAUAUGCAAGUUAUAUGCACUUCAAAUGUUUUAUUAUUCUUAUUAAAUAAAAUGUA
Molecule: messenger RNA, 1042 nt
Organism: Ictalurus punctatus (channel catfish)
Lineage: Eukaryota; Metazoa; Chordata; Actinopteri; Siluriformes; Ictaluridae
Gene: apela
Product: apelin receptor early endogenous ligand
Exons: 3
Coding region: 366-530 (54 amino acids)
Biological process (GO): apelin receptor signaling pathway; heart development
Molecular function (GO): apelin receptor binding
Source: RefSeq, a predicted model, not a curated record